AUGACAUACGGAAAAGAUAAGAUAUCUCAAGUCUUUUAUAAAUCCCAUCAUUCUUCUUCUAAAAAAGCUAUUGAUAAAUUAUUGUCAAAAUCGUUAGCAAAGUCAUUGAAAAAACGACGUGAACAAAAAAAAUUAAAAAAAUUGCAUCUUGCAAAAACAAAACAUAAAUAUCAUGAUCGUAUUAAUCGUAUUAAUGAAUCUCAUAAUCAUAACAAUACAGAAAUUUUUGAAAAAAGUGAUUCUAGCGAUUCAAAUAUGACCAUCGACUAUGUUAGCGAUGAUAGUGACAUCUAUCCUCGUUCUAAAAAUUUAUCCAUCUCUAAAACUGAUUUUGGUUCGGAUCAAAUCACAGAUGACGACGUUUCUCGAUCAAACAGUACGUCAACAAUUUCUAGCAAUUCAUUUGCCAGGGUGAUGAUUGAUCGAGGAAUUUCUGACCAGUCGACUAUUCCCCAAGAAUUAAAUCCAAUUCGAAUUCCUUCUACACCACAUUUGGAAUGGGAAGAUUUAAUCAAAAAUAUAAAUGACAUGAAUCUUAAUACAAGCAAUUUAGAUAAUAUAACUCUUAAUAUUAAAUGGAAAAGUAAUCCUUUGGAAAUUUCGCAUUUACAACGUUUUGAAUUUUUGCAUAAAAUCGAAGCAGAAGUUGCAUCUCUCUUGAGACUGACACCUGUACAAUAUUUAACUUCCAAGAAUACUUUGCUUUCUGCUUCACGAAGAUAUAAAGAAAGAAUGUUACCUUUUCGAAAGAGUGAUGCACAAAAAAUGCUAAAAAUGGAUGUUAAUAAAGCAAGUAAGCUGUGGGAGUUUUUCAGACAAGCUCAAUGGCUUUAA
Messenger RNA from Diversispora eburnea, 834 nucleotides. The record is from the annotation of a GenBank genome assembly. Lineage: Eukaryota; Fungi; Glomeromycota; Glomeromycetes; Diversisporales; Diversisporaceae.